This is a messenger RNA of Nymphaea colorata (pocket water lily), 4291 nucleotides long. Its product is annotated as tubulin-folding cofactor D. The record is from RefSeq and is a predicted model, not a curated record. The transcript has 17 exons. NCBI's taxonomy places the organism in Eukaryota, Viridiplantae, Streptophyta, Magnoliopsida, Nymphaeales, Nymphaeaceae. Gene Ontology annotation, molecular function: GTPase activator activity; beta-tubulin binding. Bases 272 to 3973 code for a protein of 1233 amino acids. Gene Ontology annotation, biological process: microtubule cytoskeleton organization; tubulin complex assembly; post-chaperonin tubulin folding pathway.
CGGCAUCGUGCGUGGCUCCACCUUGUUGGAUUUUUUUUUCCGAAGUUCUUUGGGAGCAGAUUGUGAAAAUGGGGACCUUAAUUAUUUAAAAUUUUGCAGAUAUCUAAAAUUAGUAAAAAACGGCGCAACAGACAUUCACUCUUCAGAAAACCCUUCUCGCGUUGAACGGGAAGGCUUCUCGCUGUCCCGCCUUUUCAAGAAACGGCAUUUAGGCGGGAAGGUGGGAUCGCAAUCAAAACCCUAGUUUUCCAUUUGCUGACGUCCACCGUCGAUGGCCGGGAUCGACGUUUCCGAUCUGCCUGUGGCGGACACUGAGGAGGACGAGGAGUUCGAGACGAAGGAGAAGUUCCUCCAGAAUUGCUUCGUUCAAGAAUGGGGGAUCAUAAAGUCCAUGAUCGACGAGAUCUCGAGAGGAAACUCAAUCGAUCAUUCCUCGGUCGAGAGAUAUCGGUCCAUAAUGGCCAAGUAUCAAGAACAGGGUCAACUGCUAGAACCAUACUUGGAGAACAUCAUUUGCCCCGUAAUGGCUGGUGUUAGAAAAAAGGCAUUGGAGCUCAGAGAGGCAGCUGAUCAGACUUUGGAAACAAUAAAAGAUCUGUGCAUCCUUGUCUAUACUCUGGUCAUAGUUUGUGGUUGCAAGGCUGUCUCAAGGUUUUUUCCCCAUGAUGUAUCUGACUUGGAGCUUGCUGUUUCUCUUCUAGAUAAGUGCCACAUUUCACCUUCUUUGUCAUCAUUGGCACAUGAAACUGCUGGGAUGAUGGAAACUAAAUGUGUUCUUGUUCUUUGGCUCUCUGUACUGGUUUUGAUUCCAUUUGAUAUCUUAUUGGUGGAUACUAGUCUUACAAAUAGAUGUCAUGAAAAAGAAGAGGUACCUCCAUUAGUGCAAAGGAUAUUGAAAAUAUCAAGAGAGUACCUCUGUAGUGCUGGUACAUUGCGAAGAGCAGCUGGAUUGUCAAUCUCCAGUCUUUUAGCACGCCCAGAUAUGGAGAAGGCUUUUGGCAGUUUCAUUCAGUGGUCACAAGAUGUUCUCAGUUCUUAUAAGGAUGAUGGGGUGGAUGUCUUUCUUCUACUUGGUGUUGUCGAAGCACUGGCAGCUAUAUUUAAGGUUGGUGAUAGGAAGACUCGAUUGGAUGUAGUUCCAGUCAUUUGGAGCGGCAUCUCUGAGUUAAUUAAUUCUACAAUUGCAGCACAAAGUGCAUUACUUAGAAAAUCCCUCCUGAAGUUGACACAACGCAUUGGAAUGAUUUGCUUGCCUCCAAGAUCUUCCAAUUGGCGUUAUGUGGGUCAGAAUAGCUUACUUGGUGAAAAUCUUUCUUCCAAUGCAUCUGAAAGUUAUAAUUUAUCUAGAAGGCCUUCUGAUCAAGAUUCUUAUAGUGUUCCUGGGUGCCAUUAUUAUACUGAGGAGGAUGACAUGGAUGUACCUGAAAUCAUUGGAGAAAUGAUGGAUGAGUUAUUGAAUGGUCUUAGGGACACGGAUACAGUGGUUAGAUGGUGUGCAGCAAAAGGCAUCGGUCGAAUAACAGCACGUUUAACACGUUCACAUGCCGAAACAGUUUUAUCAUCUGUAUUGGAGCUCUUCUCAGUUGGACAGGGGGAUGGUUCAUGGCAUGGAGGCUGUUUAGCUCUAGCAGAGUUAGCACGGAGAGGCUUGUUGUUACCUGUUAAACUUCCAAUGGUAGUUCCCGUUAUUCAAAAGGCACUUCACUAUGACAUAAGAAAAGGCCCACAUAGCAUUGGGUCACAUGUACGUGAUGCUGCAGCUUAUGUAUGUUGGGCGUUUGGUCGUGCCUAUUCCCAUGCUGACAUGAAAGGUGUUUUGGAGUCUCUUGCUCCACAUCUGUUGGCAGUGGCAUGCUAUGACCGUGAGGUGAAUUGUAGACGAGCUGCUGCAGCCGCUUUCCAGGAAAAUGUUGGGAGGCAGGGAAAUUUUCCACAUGGGAUUGAUAUUAUAAAUAAGGCAGAUUAUUAUUCUCUUUCCUCCAUGGUGAAUUCGUACAUGCAGGUUGCUUUGUAUAUCGCCCAGUAUGAAGGCUAUCUAUACAUGUUCGUAGAAGAACUAAGAAGCAGCAAAGUCUGUCACUGGGAUAAAGGAUUGCGACAGCUUGCAUCAAAGGCUCUAGCUGCUCUUGUGAAAUAUGAACCGAGUUAUUUCGGUGAAUUUGUUCUUGAAAAGUUAAUUCCUUGUACUCUUUCAGCUGAUCUGUGUUUGCGGCAUGGUGCUACUUUGGCUGUUGCAGAAAUUGUUUUGGCCCUUCAUCAGUGUGGCUUUGUAUUUUCAAUUGACAGACAAAAGACAGUUUCAAGUAUAGUUCCUGCUAUUGAGAAGGCCCGUCUUUACCGUGGAAAAGGAGGAGAAAUCAUGCGUUCUGCUAUUUCAAGGCUCAUUGAGUGUACCUCCUUGUCAUCAAUCUGCUUGUGUGAUAAAACCAAGAGUUGCUUGCUUGACAAUGUUAAUGAGAAUCUGAAGCACCCAAAUGCUCUUAUUCAGGAUUCUGCCGCUAAAGCUCUCAAAGUGUUACUUAGAGCAUACUUUGCCAAUGUAGACAGUUCUUUUUCUAGUUAUUUGUUACAAAAAUACAUUGUGCUGCUAGAUGAUCCUAAUGUGGCAGCACGACGAGGUUCUCCACUGGCUUUAGGGGUCUUGCCCCCAGAAUUUUUGGUUAAGACAUGGAGGGUUGUGUUGGAAAAACUGUGCUUCUCAUGUUUGAUUCAGGAUAACAACACAUUGCAAGAUGCUGAAGCUCGUGUGAAUGCCAUUAAUGGGGUGGUAUCUGUAUGUGAAGCAUUAUCUGGAACAAUCUGUGAAUCAUCUUCUUGCGUCUUGGAUGACAUAACUUGCUUCUUUCUUACCAUUAAGGAAGAGGUCGUGCAAACAUUAUUUAAAGCUCUUGAUGACUAUACUGUUGAUAAUAGAGGAGAUGUGGGCUCAUGGGUUCGAGAAGCUGCAAUGGAUGGUCUUGAACGAUGUACUUAUAUCUUCUGCGAAAAACAAAGACUCAUAAAAAAAGCUGCUGUCCAUUGUUCUUCAAAUACUGAAGAUCAUGACUUUGCUGUGGAAGCUAACAAAUUUGUGUUGUUUGAUGAAGAUCUUGCAAUUAAAUUGGUUGGAUCCCUUGCUAAGCAAGCAGUUGAAAAAAUCGACAAGGUGCGGUCCAUUGCUGGAGCAAUUCUUCAAAGGAUCCUUCACAAUCGAAGAACUUUUGUUCAGUGCAUACCACAUAGAGAUGCACUUGAACAAAUUAUACCCAAUGACUCAAAAAUAAACUGGGGUGCACCUAAUAUAUCUUAUCAAGUUAUUGUACAGCUACUUCAAUUUAGUUGCUACAGCAAAGCAGUUCUUUCAGGACUUGUCACCUGCACUGGUGGUUUGACAGAUUCUUUACAAAAGGCUUCCAUUGAAGCUUUGCUUAAAUAUCUUCAAAUCUCCACUGGAACCCAAAAUGAUAGAGAGAAGAUGCUGAUUCUUGAUCUGCUUUGGGUUCUUCAACAAUACAAAAAAGAUGAUAGAGUUAUUAUACCUGCUCUGAAGACUGUGGAAGUCCUCCUCAGCAAGAUGGACAUGCUGAUCGAGAUCCGUAGCCAAAAUUUUGUUGGAGCUAUUUUAGAUGUGUUGGCUGUUGAAAUGGUGGGAUCGAAGGACUUUGCGAAGCUGCGUACGGGCAUUUCAAUCCUAGGUUAUGUUGCCUCAAUUGAGGAUCCUAUCAGCAUGAAGGCAUUCUCUAAAUUGCUUUCUUUUCUUGGCCAUCAUUAUCCUAAGAUAAGGAGCACUGCAGCCGACCAGGUUUACUUGGUACUCUUGCAAAAUGAUUCUGUGGUGGCAGAAGACAAAUUGGAGAUGAUCCUUGAGGUUGUUCAAGAGACUUGCUGGGAGGGACCUGUGGAAGAAGCCAGGCGUCAAAGACUGAAAUUACGAGAGUUGGCUGGUUUGGAGGUUGCAUGUCAAGCAAAGACCGCAAGCAGCACGCCGAAAUAGAAAAAAUGUCCUAUUUAUUGCCUUGUUUUAAAGGUCCGUGUCAGUUUGUUUAUUUUAUUUCGGGUAAUUUAGUUUUUUCCGCAUUUAAAGGUGGCAGAGUUAUAACCGUCCUUGUUUCUUGGUCAAGCCAGCCAAACAUCCCCUCGUCAGCCUUCUGGUUAAUAGAAUUUUCGAGCUUCCCUCCGCAUAUCAAGGUACAUUCAAACUUUGUGUCUUGUGUGAGGAGAUUGACCAUGGUUUUUGAAAUUUUACAGUUUCUGUCGUUCAUAUUCGGUGAUUAGACGAUCAUCAAUGAGAAUUUCUGCCGAUUUCUGUGUA